UAUCCUUUUCAGAUAAAACACAACCCAAUCCAACAUCCCCACCCAUCAAUCCUAUAUAAAUAUCCCAUCAAAUCUUCAUUUUUCAACAUCCACUGCAGCCUUAAAAAUCCUUAGCUAGGUUUUCUACUUAUAAGCAGAGGAAAUUACUUAUUUUUGUUCAUCAAUGGAGAGAAUAAACGCAAUGGUGACACAAAUUCCAGUGGUGAUAUUCAGCAAGACUUCAUGCUGCAUGUGCCACACAGUCAAGACCCUCAUUCGUGAUUUAGGCGUUAAUCCUGUGGUGUACGAGCUUGACGAAAUCCCGAGUGGCGGGGAAAUUGAGCUAGCUCUUUCGAGGGUUGGAUGUCCCACCAUGCCGACGGUGUUCAUUGGUGGGAAAUGUGUUGGUGGAGAAUCUGAGGUCAAUAGCCUUCAUCUCACUGGGGCCUUAAAGCAGAAGCUCAUUGAAGCUGGUGCCUUGUGGGUUUAAUAUGUAAAUGCAAACUAUAUAUACAUGUCAAACCCUAAUAAUAAUGCAGUUUUGUUGAUUAGAGAGAGACUACUGCUGGAUAAUAUGUUGCACAUCAGCUUUUUUUUAGCGAAGCUUGUUUAUGUAUUUGACUAAUAUAAUAAACUACUACUUUAAAUAAUUAAAUGUAUUGACUUUUUGAA
Molecule: messenger RNA, 651 nt
Organism: Olea europaea var. sylvestris
Lineage: Eukaryota; Viridiplantae; Streptophyta; Magnoliopsida; Lamiales; Oleaceae
Product: monothiol glutaredoxin-S2-like
Exons: 1
Coding region: 164-469 (101 amino acids)
Source: RefSeq, a predicted model, not a curated record